Messenger RNA from Eremomyces bilateralis CBS 781.70, 1816 nucleotides. RefSeq lists its product as uncharacterized. NCBI's taxonomy places the organism in Eukaryota, Fungi, Ascomycota, Dothideomycetes, Eremomycetales, Eremomycetaceae. Bases 138 to 1505 code for a protein of 455 amino acids. The transcript is spliced from 2 exons. The record is from RefSeq and is a predicted model, not a curated record.
CCUGGAAGGACGCCAACGUACCUGCUGUUCUUACAUCGGCUCCCGGAACCUUCCCUGCUCAAAUCUAUCGAAAACGCUAGGGCCGUGAAGGCCCAACUGCGAAGCACAUAAAAGUCCGGCCGAUCGCAUUCGUCACAAUGUGUAUUGUUCACGUCACCCGCAAGGUCUAUGAUAGCGGCGACAUCGUCGAGGACGAGCGCCUCUAUUAUCCUUGCAACAAUUCACAGGGACGCCGCGCUUGCCCGAAUGCACAAAAGAUAUUCCGCGGGACAAUUCAAGUUCACAACGCCCCCCAAGGACCAACAUUAUCCCAGCCGAUACCAGCCGGACCAGGGGGACAUGGAUAUAGUCGACAUACCCCGGGUCUGAGCAUUCCAGGAGAAAUCUCCACACCUGCAACUUCGAACUCACCACUCACUCCUAGCCCUUUGAGUGCAUCACCUUCCGAAUUCAACGUGCGUAUUGCAGAGCCUAGCUGGCGUGAGUCGCGAGGCUCCUCGACAUCCAAAUUAGGACGCAGUUCGUCAAGCAGGAGCCGGUCUGAGGCGCGAAAGUACUAUGAGCCGGUCUUUUACAUCGGCGGAAAAGACAGGAAAAAGAAAACCGAGCACCGUCGCUCUGGUUCGCUUGCCAGCAGCGUCUCCGACGCUUCGUCUGUCCACAUCAUUGAUACUCCGCGCUCCCGGCCAGUCUCAGCAAACAUGGAAGGCCCAAUUCCGCCACCGCCUCCAAUGCAUCACUCACCAUUAAACGCGAUGUUCGGCGGUAUCCCUCCACCACCUCCUGCGCCGAUGACACCUCUUACUGGUCAUCAUGUGUCCCCACUCGGCGAACCCUUCGGCGAGCCCCCCACCACCCUUCCACGCCGCCGCCCCUCCCAACGCGUCCAGCUCCACAACCCCCCUCCCUCCCCCCGUCCCGCCAACCUCACCUACCGCGAACCCACCACCCAACACCGGCGCACCUCCUCCAACGUCUCCGUCUCCUCCACCACCCCUUCCCUCUACCCCACCGCCUCCGUCUCCGGCUCCUCCUCCCCCUCUAUCCUCACCCGCGCUGACCGCGUCGACCCUGUCGAGUCCGACUACCGCGCCCAAGCCCGCGCCGACCACGCCCGUAACGAGCGCCUCGAGCGCCGCGACCGGGAGCGCGACCGCACCGACGUUCCCGCCCGUCGGCGCCGGCUGAGCACCAUCAGCAACGCCGCAACGCUGCAGACGCGUCCGCAGACACCGCCCGGACAGCGGCUCGAGGGCAACGAGGAGCGCGAGAAGCGCGAAGCCGCGGAGGACCAGCAUAGCAUGCGGGAGUACAACCGCAUGCAGGCGCGGGAGCAGAUGCGCGAGGAGGCGCGGCGGCGGCGAGAGCUAGAAGACGAGGCGCGGGAUGGGUACCGACGGGCGGUGGAGUCCGGGGAAGAAACGUUGGAGUUACCGGAGACGCCGACACGAGUGCGCGGUGAUGGGAAGAAGAAGCGAGGGUCUUUCACCGAGAAAUGGUUCUAAGCCAGCCUGGUAUCAUCAUGUUUGGGGGGCAUUUUUGUAUUGUAUUUGUCAAAAUAGCGGUCUUCGAUCUUUGACCUGCCGCGGGGUGCACUCACAGAUGGAGGGGAAAAUAGAUACGCGAGGCUUCAGUGCGACAAAACACAGGUUCCUUUAUUAUAUGAAAAGCUAUUGGCAGUCUUCCCGCGUUGGACUUGGCCGAAUUGGAUGGAUACUUCUGGGUGAACGUACACUGGCCAUCGCAACUACGAGAUAGGUACAGCGGAAUCGUCACACAUGACGGUAGCGUACCGUGGGUGGUCUUUAGGAGACAA